Penicillium argentinense is the source of this 1095-nucleotide messenger RNA. RefSeq names its product hydroxyacyl-thioester dehydratase HTD2. The record is from RefSeq and is a predicted model, not a curated record. Gene Ontology annotation, cellular component: mitochondrion. The transcript is spliced from 2 exons. Bases 1 to 1095 code for a protein of 364 amino acids. NCBI's taxonomy places the organism in Eukaryota, Fungi, Ascomycota, Eurotiomycetes, Eurotiales, Aspergillaceae. Gene Ontology annotation, molecular function: (3R)-hydroxyacyl-[acyl-carrier-protein] dehydratase activity.
AUGGUCGCCCGCCUGCCCGCCCGCCGCUUUUUCUCGCAGUCGCGCAGCCAGUCCUCUGACGCCGCCGCCGCCGCCACCGCGUUUCUCUCGCGCUUUCAGUCGCGCGGCCCUCAAACCCGCACGCAGACCCUCGAUGCCAAUCAGCUACAGCUGCUCAGCCUCACGCUCGGCCGUCCCUCGAUCUUCCCGCGCGCCCCCUCGCUCGCCCACAGCCCCCCGCCGGUCGACACCGCAGUGCCUCCCGGGUACCACCUCGUCUACUUCACCCCAGCGUUCACGGAGUCCGAACUCGGCGCCGACGGCACCGAUGCCUCCUACAACCCCGAUGCGCCCUUCACCCGUCGAAUGUGGGCCGGCGGCGAAGUGCUGUGGCCGCGCGGGCCCGAUGGGAAACCCAACCCGUUGCGCGUGGGGCAGCAGGUGAGCGAGACGACGCGUGUGCUCAGUGCCGAGCCCAAGGUGGUCAAGAAAACGGGGGAGGACAUGAUUGUCGUGGCCGUCGAGAAGGCAUUCGCCAACGAGCAGGGCGUCUCGAUUGUGGAUCGUCGGAAUUGGGUCUUUCGCAAGGCCUUGCCGACUCCCUCCGCUGCAUCGGCGCCCCCAUCGUCGGUACCGCUGUCUAAUGCCUCCCAUCUCGCAACGCCUCAUCCCGCCGCCUCCACCAUCGUCACGGAGGGAAAGACGCACGCCCGCACGCUCGUCCAGACCCCCGUCACCCUCUUCCGCUUCUCCGCCCUCACCUUCAACCCACACAAGAUCCACUAUUCUCUCCCGUGGGCACGAGAUGUCGAGGGCCACAAGGAUAUCGUUGUUCACGGGCCCUUGAACCUCAUCACCAUCCUGGACCUCUGGCGUGACAUUCACAGCCAAGCCCAGCCCGUGGGGGCGCGACCGCUUCUGGCGCCCCAGCGCAUCUUAUAUCGGGCGACCAGCCCGUUAUAUGCCGGCGACGAGUACCGUGUGGUGUUAGAGGAAGGCGACGGGGACGUGUCGCAUGUCCAGAUCCUGGCCCCCGGGGGGAGCCGUGGCCAUGAAGGCGGAGAUUCAUGCCUGAACCGCUUGAGCAGCCUCAUGCACUCUCGAUAUCAUGGAUGA